Molecule: messenger RNA, 579 nt
Organism: Rotaria sp. Silwood2
Lineage: Eukaryota; Metazoa; Rotifera; Eurotatoria; Philodinida; Philodinidae
Source: the annotation of a GenBank genome assembly
AUGUCAUUUACAACACCAACACGUCCAUUAGAAUCAAGUGCAAUACGUCUUCUUAAGCGAGUACAUAUGUGUACUGAACGUAGUUUUGAACGAACACCUGUUCGAUAUGCAACUUCGAAACGAAAAACAAUACAAGUUCUAUCGUCUACUAUGUCAUCCGGUAUUACUCUAUUAAGUGACGAUGAUGAGACACUUGUUGGUGAUCAUACUAUUAGUGAUGAUUCACUUUUAUCUCUGGAUAGAACACUUACAGGGGACGACAACAAUGAAAAGAAUAAAUCUAAUGAAACAACUAUUACAACACCUUGGGAAAUAAUCGAUAGUAUUAAUAUUAAUAAUUCCGACUUUAAAAGUAUUAUUACACUCAAUCAAUCUAAUGUAUCACAAGCAACUGUUAUCAGUAAACGAUCAAGAAAAAUAUCAAUUUGUCCCUCGUCGCUGUUAGCACGUGUAUUGAAACCAUCAACACCAAAACCGUCGGCGAUAAAUGUUAAAUAUAUCAAUCGAUGUGUACGCGAUAUCGAUCGAUUAAAUGAUGCAUUUGGUCAAGAAUGGAUUACUUUACCGAAUUUCGUUUAA